Pogona vitticeps (central bearded dragon) is the source of this 13730-nucleotide messenger RNA. The record is from RefSeq and is a predicted model, not a curated record. NCBI's taxonomy places the organism in Eukaryota, Metazoa, Chordata, Lepidosauria, Squamata, Agamidae.
GUGGGAGGAGACUUGGGCAGGACCAUUUGCAAGGUGGGGGGAGAAAGAGGUGCGAAGUUGGGAUCCUGGAAAGGAUCCUGUGCUGAAGGAUGAGCGCCCGGAGGCGUGGAACGCCUGGCGAGAAGAAAGGAUGGAAGAGCGCUGGCCGGGGCGCGGCUGCUGCGUCUCUGCAGAGGACCGAGACUCCCCUGCCGCCCAUCGUCCCUGAGAAACCACCCGAAGAUGUUCCUCCAGAACCUCCAGAAGAGAAGCAGGAGAGCAAGGUGGAGCUGAUCAUCCCUCCCAGCCCUGUGGAGCUGGAGGUGGACUUGAAACCCUGCAUCCGAAGCCGCCUGUCCCUCUCCGGCCUGAGAGAGGAGAUGUGGACCGAAGAGCACGAGGCCAUGAUGGAGCUCUUCCUCAAGGAUGUCACCAAACCGUUGCUGGUGUUUUACAUCGACGACUUUGCCGGGCUGAAGGUGGAGCUGCUCAUGCCGCACCAGGAGCAGAAACAGCUGGCGUAUUUCCUCCGCCAAGAAAACAAGGAGAUCACGGAGGAGAAUUUCCACGAGGUCGUGCAGUUUGGCACCGUCCGCAAGCCCUACCUAGAUUCUCUCAUGCACAUGCUCAACGCGAUCUAUCUGCCCCGGCUCUUCCGCAAGGAGUCCUGGCCGGAGAGCAUAAAAAACGAGUUUUUCUCCGAGAUCUACCACUUCAUGACUUCCCUCACAGAUACUCAUUCCAAAGCGAGGGGCCGCACUGUCCUCUACAUCCCGAUAGAGUCCCUGACGAUAAAGACCGAGGUGGCCUUAAAGGACAAAGCCCUUGUUCAGCGUCUGGAGACUUCCAUGAUCCACUGGACCCGGCAGAUCAAAGAAGUGCUGAGGGCUCAAGAGGCCGUCGAGAGCAGAGAGAGCUCGGGUCCACUGGAGGAGAUCCAGUUCUGGAGGAACCGCUGCACGGACCUCUCUGAAAUCAGCAAGCAGCUGUGCCAGCCGGGGGUCAAGCACAUCGAGGCCAUCCUGGCCCUCUCCAAGUCCUCCUACGUCGCCCCGUUCCAGCGGCUCGCCAAACAGAUCCAGGACGGCUCGGAGCAGGCGCAGUCCAACCUCCGGUUCCUCUCCAUCCUGAAGGAGCCAUUCCAAGAGCUGGCCACCCUGCGGCCCAAGGACAUCCCCGAAAAGCUGCCACACCUCAUCAGCCUCGUCCGCAUCGUGUGGGUCAACUCCCCGUACUACAACAGCAGGGAGAGGAUCACAGCCCUCUUUCGGAAGAUGAGCAACAAAAUCAUCCAGAUGUGUUGCAAGGACAUCUCGCUGGACCGGCUGUUUGAGGGUUACGUCAACGCCUCCCGGCAGACGCUCCAUGGCUGCAUCUCCUGCAUGUCGUCUUGGAAGGACUGCUACCAGCAUGCCGCCUACAUGCACAACAAGCUCUCUGGGAAGGGCUGGGUCCUGGACCAGACCAGCAUCUUUGCACAAGUGGAUGCUUUUGUCCAGCGCUGCAAGGAUCUCCUGGAGGUCUGUGACAGCCAGCAGCACUUUGCGGGCUGGGAAGACGGCAAGAAGACGCCCCUGCCCUGCUUCUUUGGCCAGCGGGGGCCUGAGAUGGCCAGGAGCUUGCUGGAAAUCAAGGAGACCUUUAACAAGUAUCUCAAGAACCUCUGGAACGUCAAGGGCGGGAUCCUGGAUGUGAAGAACACCUCCUGGCACGAGGACUUCAACCGCUUCCGGGCUGGCGUCAAAGACCUGGAGGUGAUGACCCAGAACUUGAUGUCUUCCGCCUUCGAGACCGUCAAGGAUGUGGAGCACGGGGUGGAGAUCCAGGACAUCUUCCACCAUUUGUCGUCCCGAGAGGCCAUUAAACGCACCUACGAUAAGAAGACGGUCGACAUCUACAUGCUGUUCAACAGGGAGCUCUCCCUGGUCAAUAAGGAGCUGAGCAAGAAGGUCCCUUUCCUGCCACCACACAUGUGCCAUUACUCAGGGAUGGCGCACUGGUUGCGCGCUCUGCGGCGGCGGGUGGACAAGCCCAUGGAGUGCCUGAAGAAAGCCCACUUCAUCCCUCACAUCGGGACCGGAGAAGAGAGCUUCCAGACCUACCAGCUGCUGGUCCAGGCAAUGGACGAGAUUGAGCGGAGGACCUUUCAGGAGUGGGCCCAGACCUUGGACAAGGACAGCCUCAAGCGCCUUGACACCCCCCUCCUCGUCCUGAGCAGCGAGAAGCCCGGCAUGCUGGACAUCAACUUUGACAAGCACUUGCUGAAGCUGUUUGUGGAAAUCCAUUACUGGGAGAGGGUGCUCUUUGAAAUCCCCCACUAUGUGGUCGAAGUUUACGAAAGGAAAGAGGACCUGCGCUGCCUCCGGGAGAACCUGCUGCUGGUGGCUCGAGACUAUAAUAGGAUCAUCAGCAUGCUGUCCGCCGAGGAGAGGGGCCUGUUUAAAGAGCGCAUCCGCUUCCUAGACAGGAAGAUCCAUCCGGGCCUGAAGAAGCUCCACUGGUCCCUCAAAGGGGCGAGCGCUGCCUUCAUCUCGGAGUGCCGGCUGCACGCGAGCAAGGUCCAGAACAUUGUGAACGAGUACAAGGCGGCCACUUUGGCCAUUGCUCGCCGAGCCCAGCAGAUGAGCGAAGCCUUGUUGGUGCGCCUCACCGGCAAGAGAGUCUACAAUGACUUGGAGUUUGAGGAGGACCAGAAGGAGCACCGGGCUUCUGUGCAGCAGACGUUGGUCAACCUCCAUGAAGGCAGCCUCGCCAUCAUGCGCCAGACCUACGAAGUCUUCAAGCUGGACGGGCCAGAGGUUCAGCAGCACUGGUUCAACUACACCAUCAAGAUGGACCGGAUGAUGGAGGACGCUCUGCGGCUGAACGUCAAGUGGUCCCUGAUGGAGCUUUCCAAAGCCAUCAACGGGGACGGCAAGACCAGCCCCAACCCCCUCUUCCGCGUCAAAGUGAUUCUGCAGGACAACUACCCAGGCCAGACCCCACAGGUGGAGUUCUCCCCGACUCUUGCCCAGCUGGCCAGCAUGGUGAACGACAUCAGCACCCACCUGAUCGCCAGCAUCACCGUCUUCCGCCACCUGCCCGAGAUCCUGGUCCGGCGCAAGUUUGUCCGUGACCCCAUCGCUGUCCUAGUAGAACGGGAUGAAGAUAUAAAGAAAAUCCAGGCGCAGAUCAGCAGCGGCAUGCAGGCCAACGCCACCCACCUCCAGGCGUACCUGAAGACCUGGGAUGUGUAUCGAGAGAUCUGGGAGGUCAACAAGGACGCUUUCAUCAACCGCUACCGCCACCUGAACCCUCUGGUCUCAUCCUUUGAUGCCGACACUGCCCGGUACAUGGAGGUGGCCAACAAUGUCCAGAAGGAGGAGACGGUGCUCAGCAUCCAGUUUGUGCUCCUGGACUGCUCCCACCUGAAGGCGGCCGUCGUCCAGCACUGCAGCGAGUGGCAACACAAGCUCACCAAUCUGCUGAACGAGAUGGCCAGCGGCCGCCUGCGGGAGCUGCACACCUCGAAAAAAACCCACCUCCUCUCUCCCCACAGCGUCAGCCGCCCUCCUCAGACGCUGGAGGAGCUGAGCCGAAGCCUGGCGCUCCACGAGACCCUCCAGAACGACCUGCCGAAGACGGAGGGGCAGAUUCCCCCCAUCCACGAGCAGUUUGCCAUCCUGGAGAAGUACGAGGUGGCUGUGGACGAAGAGGUGCUGCAGCUGUUGGGAGACCUCAACUCGGAGUGGCUGUCCUUCCAGCAGUGCCUCCUGGACAGCGAAGUCAUGCUGAAGAAGCACAAGGAGAAAUUCAAGACCGGCCUCAUCCACUCUGCAGACGACUUCAAGAAAAAGGCCCAGAAUCUUCUACAGGACUUUGGCUCCAACGGUCCCUUCACAAGCGCCAUAUCUGCUGAGGCCGCUCUGGAUCAGAUCGCCGCCAUGAGACAGCUUUUGACCCGGCUGAAGGAAGAGGAGAAUACCCUUCGCUCCAACCUGGGCAUCUUCAAGAUCGACCAGCCGGCAUCCAAAGACCUUCAAAAGCUGGAGAGGGAGCUGGACUACAUCCAGCAGGUGUGGGAGAUCACGAAGGAAUGGGAGGACCACUGGAACGAGUGGAAGACGGGAAGCUUUAAGACGCUGAAGACCGAAGUGAUGGAGAACACGGCCUUUGGCCUUUUCCGGAAGCUGAAUAAGCUGAGCAAGGAGCUGAAGGAUCGGAACUGGGAAAUAAUUGAGACUUCCAAAUCGAAAAUUGAGCAAUUUAAGAGGACAAUGCCCUUGAUUACUGACCUCAGGAACCCGGCCUUGCGGGAGAGGCACUGGGAUCAGGUGAAGGAUCUGGUCCUUCGGACGUUCGAUCAAGAUGCCGAAGACUUCCGGCUGGAGAAUAUCGUCGAGCUGGGCCUGGAUAAGCAUGUGGAGAAGAUUAGUGAGAUCUCCGCCUCGGCCACCAAAGAGCUGGCCAUUGAAGUGGCUCUCAAAAACAUCGCGAAGACCUGGGAGUCCACAACCUUGGACGUUGCACCCUAUAAGGACAAGGGGCACCACCGCAUCAGAGGCACAGAAGACGUUUUCCAAGCCCUGGAGGACAACCAGGUGGCUCUCUCCACCAUGAAGGCCUCGCGUUUCGUGAAGCCCUUUGAGAAGGAUGUGGACCGCUGGGAGCGUUGUCUGUCCCUCAUCCUGGAGGUGAUCGAGAUGGCCCUGACGGUGCAGAGGCAAUGGAUGUACAUGGAGAACAUCUUCCUGGGCGAAGAUAUCCGCAAGCAGCUGCCCAGCGAGUCAGCUUCCUUUGACCAAAUCAACAGCAGCUGGAAGACCAUCAUGGACCGCUUCGUCAAGGACAACAAUGCCCUGAGGGCCACCCAUCACCCAGGGUUAUUGGAUAAGCUGGUGGAGAUGAACGCUUCUCUGGACGAGAUCCAGAAGUCCCUCGACAUGUACCUGGAGACCAAACGCCACAUCUUCCCCCGCUUCUAUUUCCUGUCCAACGACGACCUGCUGGAGAUCUUGGGCCAGUCCCGCAACCCGGAAGCUGUCCAGCCCCACCUCAAGAAGUGCUUUGACAACAUCAAGGCUCUGAAGAUGCAAAAGAUUGGAAUGACCAGCCGAUCCGAAGCCUUGGGCAUGUUUUCCUUGGAUGGGGAAUAUGUGGAUUUCACGCACUCGGUGCUCCUGGAAGGACCCGUGGAGGAGUGGCUCUGCGACGUGGAGCGGGCCAUGCGCUGGACCUUAAGGGAGGUGCUGAGGAACUGCCGGCUGGCCUUGAAGAAGAUGCUGACCAAAAGGGACAAAUGGGUGAAAGAGUGGCCGGGGCAGAUGGUGAUCACGGCCAGCCAGAUCCAGUGGACGGCCGACGUGAGCAAGUGCCUGGCCACUUGCAAAGAACGGGGAGACAAGAAAUACCUCAAAGUCAUGAAGAAGAAGCAGGUGUCCAUGCUGAACAAAUACUCGGAGGCCAUCCGAGGCAACCUGACCAAAAUCAUGCGCCUGAAAAUCGUGGCCUUGGUGACGGUGGAGGUCCACGCCAGGGACGUCAUCGAGCGGCUUUACAAGAGCGGCCUGAUCGACGUGACCUCCUUUGAGUGGCUGAGCCAGCUUCGCCUCUACUGGGAGAAGGACCUGGACGACUGCGUCAUCCGACAGACCAACACGCAGUUUGCCUAUGGCUACGAGUACCUGGGAAACUCUGGACGGCUGGUCAUCACGCCACUCACCGACAGGUGCUACAUGACGCUGACGACAGCCCUCCACCUUCACCGGGGAGGGUCCCCCAAAGGGCCCGCCGGCACGGGCAAGACCGAGACGGUGAAGGACCUGGGGAAGGCGCUGGGCAUGUACGUGAUUGUGGUGAACUGCUCCGAGGGCUUGGACUACAAGUCCAUGGGCCGCAUGUACUCCGGCCUGGCACAGACGGGGGCCUGGGGCUGCUUUGACGAGUUCAACCGCAUCAACAUCGAGGUCCUGUCAGUGGUGGCCCAGCAGAUCCUCUCCAUCCUCUCGGCCUUGGCGGCCAACAUGACUCGCUUCACCUUUGAGGGCCACGAGAUCAACCUGGUGUGGUCGUGCGGCAUUUUCAUCACCAUGAACCCAGGUUACGCUGGGCGGACGGAGCUGCCGGACAACCUCAAGUCCAUGUUCCGGCCCAUCUCCAUGGUGGUGCCCGACUCCACCCUCAUCGCUGAGAUCAUCCUCUUUGGCGAAGGGUUCAACAACUGCAAGAUCCUGGCAAAGAAGGUCUACACGCUCUACUCCUUGGCCGUGCAACAGCUGUCCAAGCAGGACCACUACGACUUUGGCCUCCGGGCUCUCACCUCGCUGCUCCGCUAUGCUGGGAAGAAGCGCCGGGUGCGCCCGGACCUGGCGGACGAGGAGGUACUCCUCAUGGCCAUGAAGGACAUGAACAUCGCCAAGCUGACUUCCAGCGAUGUGCCCCUCUUCAACGCCAUCACCCAGGACCUGUUCCCGGGCAUUGAGUGCCCCGUCAUUGACUACGGAAAGCUCAAGGAAGUGCUGGAGGUGGAGCUGAGGGCCAUGGGGCUGCAGGCGAUCCCCUUCACCAUCACCAAGGUCAUCCAGCUCUACGAGACCAAGAAUUCUCGCCACUCCUCCAUGAUCGUGGGCAACACGGGCAGCGGCAAGACCGUCACCUGGCGGGCCCUCCAGGCCACCCUCUGCAGCCUGCACAAGAGCGGAGACUCCGCCUACAACAUGGUCCGGGAGUACCCCCUGAACCCGAAGGCAGUUUCUCUGGGCGAGCUUUACGGAGAAUAUGACCUCAACACCAACGAGUGGACAGACGGCAUUCUGUCCAGCGUCAUGAGAAUAGCCUGCGCAGAUGAGAACCCCAAUGAGAAAUGGAUCCUCUUUGAUGGCCCCGUGGACACGUUGUGGAUUGAGAGCAUGAACUCUGUCAUGGAUGAUAACAAAGUGCUUACUCUGAUCAAUGGUGAGAGGAUAGCCAUGCCUGAGCAGGUUUCCCUGUUGUUUGAGGUGGAAAAUCUCGCCGUGGCGUCCCCCGCCACCGUCUCCCGCUGCGGGAUGGUUUACACCGACUACAGCGACCUGGGCUGGAGGCCCUACGUCCUUUCCUGGAUUGAGAAGCGCCCAAAGGCUGACACGGAAACCCUGCAGCGCAUGUUUGACAAAUUCACCAAUAAGAUCCUGACCUUCAAGAAGGAGAACUGCCAAGAGCUGGUCCCCAUCUCUGAGUACAGCGGGAUCGUGGCCCUCUGCAAGCUCUUCUCGUCCUUAGCCUCUUCGGAGGAAGCGCUGAAUCCGGCUGACAGCGAGAACUACACAGCGGUGGUGGAGAUGUACUUCGUCUUCAGCAUGAUCUGGUCCCUGUGCGCUGCGGUGGAUGAAGAAGGCCGGAAGAAAAUCGACAGCUACCUUCGGGAGAUGGAAGGCUCCUUCCCCAACAAGGACACAGUCUACGAGUAUUACGUCGACCCAAAGCGGAAGCAGUGGGCCUCCUUUGAAGACCGGCUCCCGAAGAUGUGGAGAUACCCCUCCAAUGCCCCCUUCUAUAAGAUCAUCGUCCCCACCGUAGACACCGUGCGCUACAACUACCUCGUGAACGCCCUCGUCUCUAACCAGAACCCGGUGCUGCUGGUCGGCCCAGUGGGGACCGGCAAGACCUCCGUCGCGCAGGGCUUGCUGCAGACCCUGGACAGCACCAAGUGGGCCGUGCUGGUCAUCAACAUGUCCGCCCAGACGACCUCCAACAAUGUGCAGAGCAUCAUCGAGAGCCGGGUGGAGAAGCGCACCAAGGGCGUCUACGUGCCGCUGGGGGGGAAGAGCAUGGUCACCUUCAUGGAUGACCUCAACAUGCCGGCCAAGGACCUGUUUGGCUCCCAGCCGCCGCUGGAGCUGCUGCGUCUGUGGCUGGACUACGGGUUCUGGUACGACCGAGCCAAGCAGACCAUCAAGUACGUCAAGGACAUGUUCUUGAUGGCAGCCAUGGGGCCCCCCGGAGGAGGGCGCACGGUGAUCUCCAGCCGACUUCAGAGCCGCUUCAAUCUCAUCAACAUGACUUUCCCCACAGACUCCCAAAUCCGGCGGAUCUUUGGGACCAUGAUCAACCAGAAGCUGCAGAAUUUCGACGAGGCGGUGAAGCCCCUCGGCAACAUCAUCACGGAGGCUACAGUGGAGCUCUACAACAGCGUGGUCCAGAGGUUCUUGCCCACCCCGGCCAAGAUCCACUACCUCUUCAACCUGCGGGACAUUUCUAAGGUCUUCCAAGGCAUGCUGCGAGCCCACAGGGACUUCCACGACACCAAAGCCAGCUUGACGCGCCUGUGGAUCCACGAGUGCUUCAGGGUCUUCUCCGACCGCCUGGUGGACUCGGCAGACAUGGAGACCUUUGUGGUCCUCUUGAGCGAGAAGCUGGGCACCUUCUUUGACCUGACCUUACACAACCUCUGCCCCAACAAGCGUUCCCCCGUCUUUGGGGACUUCAUGCGCAACGUGUACGAAGACAUGACGGACAUGGGCGUCCUGAAGGCAGAGAUGGAGCGAGCGUUGGCCGACUACAACCGGACCCCCGGGGUGGUGGCCAUGGGGCUAGUCCUAUUCCGGGAUGCCAUUGAGCACAUAACCCGCAUCGUCCGGGUGAUCAGCCAGCCUCGAGGGAAUAUGCUGCUGGUGGGCAUCGGAGGCAGCGGGCGCCAGAGCCUGGCACGGCUGUCUUCCUCCAUCUGCGAGUAUUACACCUUCCAGAUCGAGGUCUCCAGGCAGUACCGCAAGCAAGAGUUCCGGGAAGACAUCAAGAAGCUGUACCGCCAGACGGGGGUUGACCAGAAGCCCACCACGUUCCUCUUUGUGGACACCCAGAUUGCUGACGAAUGCUUCCUGGAGGACAUCAACAACAUCCUCAGCUCUGGGGAAGUGCCCAACCUCUACAAGCCGGAGGAGUUUGAGGAGAUCCAGAGCAACAUCAUCGAGGCAGCGCGGGCGGAGGGCAUCCAGGAGAGCCCGGACAGCCUCUUUGCCUACCUCAUCGAGCGGGUGCGGAACAACCUGCACGUGGUCCUCUGCCUGAGUCCUGUGGGCGAUCCCUUCAGGAACCGGAUCCGCCAGUACCCGGCCCUGGUGAAUUGCACCACCAUCGACUGGUUCUCCGAGUGGCCCAAAGAUGCCCUCCUGGAGGUGGCCGAGAAGUACUUGGAAGGCGUGGACCUGGGCAGCGUGGAGAAAGGCAGCCUUGAUACGAUGCACAAGCGGGUGGCCAAGAUUUUUGUGACGAUGCACUGGUCGGUGGCCAGGUACUCCCAGAAGAUGUGGCUGGAGCUUCGGCGCCACAAUUACGUCACGCCCACCAACUACUUGGAGCUGGUCUCUGGCUACAAAAAGCUCCUGGCGGAGAAGCGGAAGGAGCUGUCGGACCAAGUGAACAAGCUGCACAACGGCCUUUUCAAAAUCGACGAGACCCGGGAGAAAGUGGAGGUGAUGACGCUGGAGCUGGAGGAGGCCCGGAAGAAGGUGGCGGAAUUCCAGAAGCAAUGCGAGGAGUACCUGGUCAUCAUCGUCCAGCAGAAGCGGGAGGCUGACGAGCAGCAGAAGACGGUGACCGCCAACAGCGAGAAGAUCGCGGCCGAGGAGAUCAAGUGCAAAGCCUUGGCCGACAACGCCCAGAAGGACCUGGAGGAGGCCUUGCCAGCCUUGGAAGCGGCCAUGAAGGCUUUGGAAUCGCUCAACAAGAAAGACUUGACUGAGAUCAAGUCUUACGGUCGGCCGCCCACCCUGGUGGAGACCGUCAUGCAGGCCGUCAUGAUCCUGCGCGGCAACGAGCCCACGUGGGCGGAAGCCAAGAAGCAGCUGGGCGAGCCCAACUUCAUCAAGCAGCUGGUCUACUUCGACAAGGACAACAUCUCCGACAAGGUGCUCAAGAAGAUCAGCGCCUACUGCUCACAGCCGGACUUCCAGCCGGACAUCAUCGGGCGGGUCUCGGUGGCCGCCAAGUCCCUCUGCAUGUGGGUGCGCGCCAUGGAGAUGUAUGGCCGUAUUUACCGCGUGGUAGAACCCAAGCGCGCUCGGAUGAACGCGGCCUUGGCCCAGCUGGCAGAGAAACAGGCCGCCCAAGCCGAGGCCCAGGAGAGGCUCCGGGAGGUGGCAGAAAAGCUGGAGAUGCUGAAGAAGGAGUACGAGGAGAAGCUGGCCCAAAAGGAGGAGCUGCGGAAGAAGUCGGAGGAGAUGGAAAUCAAGCUGGACCGAGCCGACAAGCUGGUCUCCGGGCUGGCCGGAGAGAGAGUCCGCUGGGAGGAGACCGUCAAGGGCCUCGAGGAGGACCUGGGCUACCUGGUGGGGGACUGCCUGAUGGCUGCCGCGUUUGUCUCCUACAUGGGGCCCUUCCUGUCGAAUUACCGGGAGGAGAUUGUCUCGCACAUCUGGAUCAAGCAGAUCCGUGAGCUCCACGUGCCUUGCUCCCCGCACUUCACCUGCGACAGCUUCCUCUCCAACCCGACCGCCGUGCGCACCUGGAACAUCCAGGGGCUGCCCUCCGAUAACUUCUCGACAGAGAACGGAAUUAUUGUCACACGAGGCAACCGGUGGCCGCUGAUGAUUGAUCCCCAGUGCCAGGCCACGAAAUGGAUCAAGAACAUGGAGCUGAAGAGAGGCCUGAAGAUCAUCGACUUGCAGAUGCCGGACUACCUGCGGGUGCUGGAGGCGGCCCUCCAGCUGGGCUCGCCUGUGCUGCUCCAAAACGUGCAGGAGGAGCUGGACCCGACCUUGGCCCCCAUCCUCAACAAGUCCGUCACCAAAGUGGGCGGGCGCCUGUUGAUCCGGCUGGGGGACAAGGAAGUGGAGUACCACCCGGAAUUCCGCUUCUACCUCACCACCAAGCUGCCCAACCCACACUACACUCCGGAGACCUCUUCCCAGACCACCAUCGUCAACUUUGCCGUCAAAGAGCAGGGACUGGAGGCCCAGCUCCUGGGCAUCGUGGUCCGGAGGGAGAGGCCUGAGCUGGAGGAGCAGAAGGACCACCUGGUGCUCAACAUUGCGGCCGGCAAGAGGAAGCUGAAGGACCUGGAGGAUGAGAUCUUGAGGCUGCUGAACGAGACCACGGGCUCCCUCCUGGACGACGUGCAGCUGGUGAACACCCUGCAGACCUCCAAGGUCAUUGCCACCGACGUCACGGAGCAACUGGAGACCAGCGAGACCACGGAGAUCAAAAUCGACACUGCCCGGGAGGCUUACCGGCCCUGCGCUCAGAGGGCCUCCCUCCUCUUCUUCGUCCUCAACGACAUGGGCCGGAUUGACCCCAUGUACCAGUUCUCCCUGGACGCCUACAUCGACCUCUUCAACCUCAGCAUCACCAAGAGCCACCGGAGCGCCAAACUGGAAGAGAGGAUUCGCUUCCUGAAUGAGUACCACACCUACGCGGUCUACAGGUACACCUGCCGGGGCCUCUUUGAGAGACAUAAGCUGCUCUUCAGCUUCCAGAUGUGUGCCAAGAUCCUGGAAGUCUCUGGGAACCUCAAGAUGGACGAGUACAGCUUCUUCCUGCGUGGAGGAGUGGUGCUGGACCGGGAAGGGCAGAUGGACAACCCCUGCACCAGCUGGCUGGCCGACAUCUACUGGGACAACAUCACCGAGCUGGACAAGCUCACCAACUUCCACGGCAUCAUGAACUCCUUUGAGCAAUACCCUCGCGACUGGAACCUCUGGUACACCAGCUCUAAGCCGGAGAAGGCCAUGCUGCCAGGCGAGUGGGAGAACUCCUGCAACCAGAUGCAGCGGAUGCUGGUCGUCCGGUCGCUGAGGCCUGACCGCGUGGCCUUCUGCGUGACCGCCUUCAUCGUCUCCAACCUGGGAUCCCAGUUCAUUGAGCCGCCGGUGCUCAACAUGAAGUCGGUGGUGGACGACUCGACAACCAAGACCCCGCUGAUCUUUGUGCUCUCUCCGGGGGUCGACCCGACCUCCUCGCUGCUCCAGCUGGCCGAGCAGUCGGGCAUGUCCCAGCGCUUCCACGCCCUCUCAUUCAUGCCUGCUUCUGCCCCGCCUGCCAUUUCUCGUCCCUGGGGUCUUCCCAGCCAGGCCCUCACCUGGGGCUUGAAGGCCAACAUGAAGCGCCUCUACCAGCUCAUCACGGAGCCCCAGUUCAACCGCUGCACGAAGGCCAGCAAGUACAAGAAGCUCCUCUUCGCCCUCUGCUUCUUCCACAGCAUCCUGCUGGAGCGGAAAAAGUUCCUGCAGCUGGGCUGGAACAUCAUCUACGGCUUCAACGACUCCGACUUUGAGGUGUCCGAGAACCUCCUCAGCUUGUACCUGGAUGAGUACGAGGAGACGCCCUGGGACGCGCUCAAGUAUCUGAUCGCAGGCGUCAACUACGGAGGCCACGUGACCGACGACUGGGACCGGCGCCUCCUGACCACGUACAUCAACGACUACUUCUGCGAGCAGAGCAUCGCUGCUCCCUUGUACAGGCUCUCUGCGCUGGACACCUACUACAUCCCCAAGGACGGCAACCUGGCCUCUUACAAAGAGUACAUCAGCCUCCUGCCUGGCAUGGACCCCCCCGAGGCCUUUGGCCAGCACCCCAACGCCGACGUGGCCUCCCAGAUCACCGAGGCCCGGACCCUCUUCGAGACCCUGCUCUCCCUCCAGCCUCUGAGAUGGCUUGCAGAGAGGGGACCCGAGGGAGACAGGUCCACUUCCCGGCGGUCCCUGGAAGCCCGCUUCUCUCUCUCUUGCCCUCCCUCCCAGGUGCUGGAACUUUCCGCCGACGUGCUCAGCAAGAUCCCGGAGGAGAUCGACUACGAGGGCACCUGCAAGGUGCUCUCCACGGACCCCUCCCCACUCAACGUGGUCUUGCUGCAGGAGAUCCAGCGGUACAACUCCUUGCUGCAGGUCAUCAGGUCCUCGCUGGUGGAGCUGGAGAAGGGCAUCCAAGGCCUCGUGGUCAUGUCGACGGACCUGGAGGAGAUCUUCAACUGCAUUUUCGACGCCCGCGUGCCCCCCAUGUGGGAGAGGGCGUACCCGUCCCAGAAGCCCCUCGCGGCCUGGACCCGAGACCUGGCCCAACGUGUGGAGCAGUUUGCCCGCUGGGCCAACACAGCUCACCCUCCGGUGCUCUUCUGGCUCUCGGGCUUCACCUUCCCGACCGGGUUCCUGACGGCGGUCUUGCAGGCGGCCGCCCGCAUGAACAAUAUCUCGGUGGACACCCUCUCUUGGGAGUUCAUCGUCUCCACCGUGGAUGACAACAACCUCGUCUACCCCCCAAAGGAAGGCGUCUGGGUCCGAGGUCUCUACCUGGAGGGCGCCGGGUGGGAUAAGAAGAACUCGUGCCUGGUGGAGGCUGAGCCCAUGGAGCUGGUCUGCCCCAUCCCCACCAUCCACUUCAAGCCGGUGGAGAACAAGAAGAAGAGCGGAAAAGGGAUGUACUCCUGCCCUUGCUACUACUACCCCAACCGGGCGGGCACCUCCGGGCGGCCCUCGUUCGUCAUCGGCGUCGACCUGAAGUCCGGAGCCAUGCCGCCCGACCACUGGAUCAAGCGAGGGACGGCCCUCCUGUGGGCUCAGGCUGCCUUGGGCACCUGUGAUGCCCGUGGGCACGACUGUGCUGCCACCCUCAGCGAUCUCCUCCGGGCCGGGCCCCGCUGCACGUGGACCGGCGGCCUUUUCACAAGGGAGCCAAGGGGGUUCGUCUGGAAGGCCUCUGAGGACCCCUUCCGUCCGAGGAGCCCAGUGGGUCUGCCACCUGCCAGCUGGGAAGAAGACCCGGAGGCGGAGCUCAAAGGCUCCGUGGUGCCUCCGAUCUAG